CACGCAAUUAUAAUACCUCCGACUCCGGAGUUUCUGUCUAUCUAUUGGGUGAUAUAUAGUGUGUGUGUGUGUGUGUGUGUGAUUCUCAGUAAUAAAAAAUACAAUUAAAGAUAUUAAAAAAGCAUCAUUCUCUGUAUCGGCGUUAGCAAGUGGUCCCCGUGACACUAAAAACAAUAGCCGCUUAAAGAGUUUAGUAGUUGGAGCGUUUGUCAGCGUACCAUCAGACAUACAGUUAAAUAAAUAUAUAUCACUUGAUUGUGAAUAAACGGUGGAAGAAAAAAGAAAAAAGUAGUACCUAAGCCGGGAGGGUUGAAGCGAGACCCGAGAUAAGACGUUUAAUAACGCCGAGAGAGCUGGAGACAAAGAGUGCGUGUGUGAGUGUGUACACUAAAAGUAAAAGACCUUGAUGUGCAUUGCCACUGCUACACAAUUUACAAUUUACAAUUUACUAUUUAAUCUUAAACUUAUUAAAUACUUAGCUUAAGUACUCGACUACUAUACCACUGCCAGGAUUUAUCUUCGGUCUCUUAAUUGUCAUUUUUGUUAUUUUUUUAAUAGCGCUCAAUUAUUUUGGAAGCCCGAUUUGGAGCGGUCAAACUCCAGCCGGUACUCCAAUCCAUUUUUGAGGCUUCUCUGGCAUCGCAGUUUAAUUAUUAUCCGGCUGUUGGUUACCUGGACCACUAUUAUCCUCGUGAUUCCGGGGUGAUUGGACCUGCAGGCAGGUUAUGUCAGCUGGAUUGGCAGGUACUGUGCCAGAUCAGCGGAUGAAAGGACAAGCAAAUCAGACAAACAAUGGUCCCAAGGAGCACCAAGCAAGUGAUCAUGGCGGGGACGAGUCAAAUUUCGAUUCAUGGCGAGGAGGUAACAACACGCAGCACCACUCAAACUACCCAACAAUCGGUACCGGUGAGCCUUAUCCUUACUACACCAAUACGUCAUUUCAAUAUCAAACAUUUGGAGCAGGCGAUGGUACCUGGUCUAAUGGGACAGAUCCAGUUGCCUUUUUGUCAGGUUACGGCGGUCAAAUAAGCCACGAUGCCUACGGCGGUGGAAUGGACCAGAUGUUUUCCACGGCAACCGGAGCAGGAGCAGGAGGGUUCAGCGGUUUCGGGGCCCAGCCAGCGUUCAACUACUUCCCAGCCGGGAACGGGGACUUCAACGCCUGGGGGACGCCCAGGAAGGCCCGCUACGAGGAGUACUACCCCCAGCCCAGAGGCAACGACAACUACACCGAGAUGAAAAUAGAGCAGGGCGUCGCCGGUCUGUCCCUAGGAUCCGGCGAGCAGCUCCGUCACGAAAUGUCUUCCCAGAGCAAGACCGAGCCAAAGGAGCAGCGGAAAAUAACCUGGGCGAGCGUCGCCAGCCAGCCGGCCAAGCCAGUUCCGCCAGUGUCCACCAGCCAGGUGAUGAAGAAGAAAGCCGGCAUGCCCCCACCUCCUAUCGUUCCUGGGAAACACAAUAUGGACAUUGGGACCUGGGGAGAGGGCAAGUCUUCAGCUCCGCCUCCAAAGGCUCCUCUGCCGCCGCAAAUUCCGCCGCCGGUCGUUACUCCGCCGGUUAUUCCAAGGCAGAGACCGACUCCGCCGCCAAGUUGGAAGCCUUCUUCGCCUCCGCCGCAGCCACAUCCUGGACCACAACAGUUACACGGUCCAGGGCCUCAGUUGCAGCAUCCAAUGGCUCAGCAGCAGCCCCAGCCGCAGCAUCAGCCUCAACAACAUCAGCCUCAACAAAAUCAGCCUCAACAACAUCAGCCUCAACAAAAUCAGCCUCAACAACAUCAGCAACAACAACAACAACAACAACAACAACAACAACAACAACAACAACAACAACAACAACAACAACAUCAGCAUCAUCAACAACAUCCUCCACAGUCUCAGCAGCCGCUUCAACAGCAACAACAACAACAACAACAACAGCAACAGCCUCAGCCUCAGCAGCAUCAUCAAGCUCAACAAAAUCAUCAUAAUCAGCAUCAGCAUCAGCAGCAGCAUCAACAUCAACAUCAACAUCAACAUCAACAUCAACAUCAACACCAGCAUCAGAAUCAGGCGCCACCACCGCCACCACCACAACAGUAUCCACCGCAUUUACCACCCGGUCCCACGCUCUCACACCCAGUCCUCGACGAACUGAAGGUCAAAAACGACUACAACCCUGGAGAGUUUGAUCAGACAGCACCUGGUGCCAGAUUUUUUGUUAUUAAAUCGUACUCGGAGGACGACAUCCAUCGGUCAAUAAAAUACGAGAUUUGGUGCAGCACUGAGCACGGGAAUAAAAGACUUGAUCAGGCGUUCAAAGAGGCUAACAGAGAUGGAGCACCGUUGUAUUUAUUUUUCUCGGUGAAUGGCUCGGGACACUUUUGCGGCAUGGCGCAAAUGGUCUCUUCUGUGGACUACCACAGCAACAGCUCGGUCUGGUCGCAGGACAAGUGGAAGGGCCAGUUCCGCGUGCGCUGGAUAUAUGUUAAAGAUGUCCCCAAUACUCAGCUGCGCCAUAUCAGAUUGGAGAACAACGAAAACAAGCCGGUGACUAACUCACGGGAUGCACAAGAGGUCCCCCAUGCCAAGGGGGUACAUGUACUCAGGAUUCUGCACACGUAUCGGCACACUACGAGUAUUUUUGAUGACUUUGGUCACUACGAGAGGCGACAGGCUGAAGAAGAUCAGCGCAAGGGGCCACCCCCUGGUGCUAUGCAGCAUCUUCAGCACCAGCAGCAGCAGCAGCAGCAGCAUCAUCAUCAUCACCAUCAGCCGCCUCCGCAUCAUCAGCAGCAGCACUCACCGCCUGCUGGCGGGCCACGCGGACGGCCUCACUCUCAUCACAAUGAUUCGAGAGACCAUCAACAUCCUCAACAUUCGCAUCAUCAACGCAAGGAACAUAAUCGUGAUGGAGGACGUGGACGAGGACGAGGAAAUUCUUCACGUCAGUAGCAACGGGCUUUUAAUUGAUGCUGUUAACAAUUAUAAAUAAUUAAUAAAAAGAACAUGAAGAUAAAUAUUGAAUGAUAAUUGAACAGAUAAUCAUGAUGAUGAUGAUGAAGGACCAUUUACUUAUUAUCUCAAUUACACAACAGGAUUAAUUCGUGGUAUAUAUAUAUAUAUGUAUAUAUAUAGAUAUACAUAUACAUAUAUAGAUCUAUAUAAAUAUAUGAAGUAAUGUACACACAUCGCUUAUUUGCAACAUCGACAGUUUAAAAAAAAAAAAUAAUAGGUUUGAAAAAUAUUUA
Cotesia glomerata is the source of this 3229-nucleotide messenger RNA. RefSeq names its product YTH domain-containing family protein 3-like (gene Ythdf). Gene Ontology annotation, cellular component: cytoplasm. The record is from RefSeq and is a predicted model, not a curated record. Gene Ontology annotation, molecular function: N6-methyladenosine-containing RNA reader activity; mRNA binding. Gene Ontology annotation, biological process: mRNA destabilization. Lineage: Eukaryota; Metazoa; Arthropoda; Insecta; Hymenoptera; Braconidae. The transcript has 5 exons. The coding region runs from base 726 to 2933 and encodes 735 amino acids.